Messenger RNA from Salvelinus sp. IW2-2015, 2334 nucleotides. Its product is annotated as cyclin-dependent kinase inhibitor 1. NCBI's taxonomy places the organism in Eukaryota, Metazoa, Chordata, Actinopteri, Salmoniformes, Salmonidae. The record is from RefSeq and is a predicted model, not a curated record. Gene Ontology annotation, molecular function: cyclin-dependent protein serine/threonine kinase inhibitor activity. Gene Ontology annotation, biological process: negative regulation of cyclin-dependent protein serine/threonine kinase activity; signal transduction by p53 class mediator; DNA damage response. Gene Ontology annotation, cellular component: nucleus; cyclin-dependent protein kinase holoenzyme complex.
AACACCACCACUCUUGUCAAGAGGGUGCAACAGCGUCUCUACUUUCUAAGGUGGCUGAAGAAAUUCAGCAUGUCACCCCGGUCCUCUCCAAAUACAACUACUGCACCAUCGAGAGCGUCCUGACCAGUUGCAUCACGGCCUGUGUAGAACCAGAACAACCAUGGCCAGUCGUAAGCGGAUUCUGAGCUCCCUGGGGAAAGGUCCUGCCAGACGGAACCUGUUUGGCCCAGUGGACCAUGAGCAGUUGCAGCAGGAGUACCAGAAUGCCUUGCGCAGAGACCUGGAGGACGCCUGCCACCGCUGGGGCUUUGAUUUCCUGUCAGAGAAGCCUCUGGCUGGGGGAGACUUCCAGUGGGAGGGGGUUCUAGGCACCAAGCUGCCUCUCCUCUACCAACCCUGCCUUUUGGGUCAGGGAGAGGCACAGAGGGAGGGAGGCCUGACGGCCAUCACAGGGGGGGUCAGGGCAGGGCCAUUGCACCGUGGCAAGGAGAAUAUCCCUUGCACACCUGAGAAGUGCGGAGCCAACCACCAGAACCUGGAGAAAACACCAGACAAGAAGGAGAACACGAACCUCAAUGAAAACAGACUGAAGACGAAACAGACCGAAGACUAAACAGACCAACCUCACAGAUUUCUACCAAGCCAAGAAGAGAGUGGUGGGUACGCAGUGUAAGUCAGGCCAGUGAUUUCAGGGCACACAGUCACAGCAGCCAGAGAGCCAACAGUCGGGACAGAACCACAGCAAACACUACUUCUCGCAGGAACCCACACACUGCACAGACACUGGACACAUAGAGUGCAUACUUACCUGGAGGAAUACAUAACCAAUACUCUAAACAAAUGCAGGGGGAAAUUAAACAACAUCUUUUAUUGCAUCCAUUACCAAUGCAUACUGUAAAAAAAAAAAUGUAUAUCCAUGUAUGGUUAACCGAUGUACUAAUUAUUUCAAUGUAAGGGGGCUUGUGUUCUUCCUGUGGUAAUGAAGGAACAUUCAAAUGGUUCAAAUGAUGCAUCCAUGUUCAUUUGUGAGUCAUGUAAGGACAUCCUCUAAAACCCUAUGACCUUUUGGUGUAAAGGGGACUUUUGCUAUAAGAGCUCACUGUCUGGACAGGUAAGUUCCUGUCUGACAUUCCACAGCACUAAAAUGGACCAAUCAAAGCCCUGCCUCUGGGUCUACCCUUAAACCCUCUUGUCUUGAUGACAUCUUGAAAUGAUGAAACCAUACUGUUUAUGGUAGAGGUUGAAUCUACUACAAUAUACUGUCUCAUUGAAAAAUGACCACAACAACAUAAUAGUAUUUUACAAAGUCUUUCUGGUUCAUAUGUCCAAAUGUAUUGAUUGAUGUGAUUUUAUUUAAUGUUUUUUCAUUAUGCUGUAUUUCUUGUGAAGAGCGCCAGAAUCAUGUUAUUGUCUGUCUUUUGCAAGCACUUCCUGCCUAAAGUAUGUAUGUUUGUACAUAUUGUGUACAUUUGUGAAAUCUCAACAUGUACUCAUAGGAAACUAGUGGAAGAGUACUGUAAUGAAUAAGACUGUUAUGCUUAUAAUGCAAAUUCCUAUAUAGGAAAUGUCACCAAUGUCCCUCACCUUCUAACUAGGGCACUUUGCUAUAAUACUCCUGGGAAUUUGUUGAUGGGUACCUCCCCAAUGCUCUUUCAUGAUUUUCUGAACACAAGGCCAGACAUGAAAGUUAACUUUAGAAUAGUAUCAGAAAUGUACGUUUUCUUUCAGUAUUGCUCAAUAUUUUUUAUGUAGCCCACAGCAGGUGCAUCAAGGGACUCAAAUUAGUCAAGUGCAUGUAUGGUAUUUUAAUCUAAACAGGGAAAUUGUGUCCUCAAAAACACACAGCUAUUUUAGAGUAAGCUACAGCCAAGUGGAAGUGCAGUAAAAUACACAUGAAGUGUUUUCAUCUGCCUCAAACUAAGGUCCAUCACGGACCACGGUUAUUUUUUGUUAUUAUGGCUGAUCCUUCUGCUAUUGGUAAUUUGAAUGGGGGUUAGACAACAUCUCUGUCAUGAAAAUUCUUCCAAACUAAACUAAUAGCUUCACAGACCCUGAUAUUCUGCUAAUAACAUGGAUUACACCAAAAAAUGCACUUGUGUUUAUAGAUGUUGGUGCACAAGUCCUACAUAGGGUUUAUGUUCAAAGCUACAACAAAAAUAUUAUUUAUUAUGAAAUAAGGUAGAUAUGUGUAAUUGGUUAUUAGGAAAAAAUUGAAAUAAAUACAGUAUGUAUAUAUUAUCCUGAAGUACAUUUAUUGUUUCACCUUUGGGUGUCAUGAAAAUCUUUUGACCUGAAGAUAAGUAACCAAUAUUUAUAAAAACAUUUCUCUCCACC